AUGCAUUAUACUACAUGGGCUCAAGUAAUCAUAAAUGAAUUAGCAGAUAUUAACACACCACCUAGUCAUGUAAUAUUUAUAUUACCAUCUAAAGUUAGAGGAAUAUCUAAUUCUAGUCAACUUUCAUUACAAUCAUUAUUACAACCAGAUUUACAACUGUUAUUACAAUUAAAUUUACAAAUACUUUUACAAAUAUCUUUACAAAUACCUACAUAA
Messenger RNA from Cetraspora pellucida, 216 nucleotides. NCBI's taxonomy places the organism in Eukaryota, Fungi, Glomeromycota, Glomeromycetes, Diversisporales, Gigasporaceae. The record is from the annotation of a GenBank genome assembly.